GUAUGGUCAGACGGAACGAUAACGGUCCUAGCCGGGCAUGUUGCCGAUCCUUCUGGUUCAAGCAAAUGAUGACUGAGGAGGUCACAUGAUCUAUGUGAGAGGUGCUGCUCGUUCACUUGUUACGCAAUGCGCCUCAACCCUUCUGAUCUUGAUCCGGAUUUGAAAUGAAUGUGAAAACCGAAUUUGGUCGCUCGGACAGUUCGGCAGCUUCUCGGCUUUGAUGCUGCUGCCGCAACACAACGCCUCGGCUCUAAUGCGCCCAAAGCCCUGUAUGAGAGGGUUCCUCUCGAACUCGCAUCCUAGGAAUCGAAAACAAAGCAGCGUUGGCAAGGCUGAGAGCGACUCUUCCAGGGUUUGAACAUGCAGCAUGAUGACGUAAUCUGGGACAUCAUAGGAAACAAACAGUUCUGCUCCUUCAAAGUCAAGACAAAGAGUCAGAACUUCUGCCGUAAUGAGUACAACAUCACCGGGCUGUGUAACCGGGCAUCCUGCCCACUGGCCAACAGCCAGUACGCCACCAUUCGGGAGGAGAAAGGUCAGUGCUUCCUGUACAUGAAGGUCAUAGAGAGAGCAGCUUUUCCUGCCAAGAUGUGGGAGAAGGUGAAGUUGAGUAGGAACUAUGAGACGGCAUUGGAGCAGAUAGAUGAGAACCUGAUCUACUGGCCUCGCUUCAUCAGACACAAAUGUAAACAACGUUUCACCAAGAUCACACAGUACCUGAUCCGCAUCCGCAAACUCACCCUCAAACGACAGAGGAAGCUGGUUCCUCUGAGCAGGAAGGUGGAGAGGAGGGAGAAGAGAAAAGAGGAGAAAGCUCUGAUCGCCGCCCAGCUGGACAACGCCAUCGAGAAGGAGCUUCUGGAGAGACUCAAACAGGGAACGUAUGGAGACAUCUACAACUUCCCCCUUCAUGCCUUCGACAAGGUCCUGGACCAACAAGAGGAUGAAAGCCAAUCAGAGUCUGAGGUAGAGGCAGAGGAAGAGGAUGAUGAGGAUGUCGGCAAGCGGGAGUUUGUCGCAGAGGAAGAAGUUGAAGAGAGUGACCUGAGUGACUUUGAGGACAUGAACAACAUGAAGACCAGCAGUGAUGAAGAGCAAGAAGAUGAGGAGUUGAGCGAAGAGAUGGAGACCGAAGAAGAGGAGGAGCUGGAGAUGAAGAGUUCUAAGGUCAAGUCCAAAGGCAAGGCCCCUGCCAAGGCCACCCCAUUCAGGAAGAAGCGGGCAUAUGUCGAGAUCGAGUAUGAGCAGGAGAUGGAACCAGCCUCCAAGACCAGAGACACGACGUUCUGAAACACCUCGCUUGCCCACUUGGAGGGUUCUCAUACUGAGGGUAAUGACCUCAACCCAGGACUCCUGCACUCUUCCUGAAGAGGGCGCCUUGCUCACAAAGCCUGUGGAGUAUUGUCAGACGAUUAUCAUUCUUAUCUGGUUCACUCCCAAACUCCCUCUCCUACACACAUGCACACACACACAUGCACACACACACACACACACUCUUUUCUGUUCUCUCCUAUAGUCACAGUGUAUUACUCUGCAUCCACCUCUGGGACACUCCUGCCAGUGUGUGUGUAGGAUUGGGUGUGGGAUUAGACAUUUGGCUGCAUCUUCUUUAUUUCAAACAGGCAUGCUAUGAUGACAUCAGUCUGGUCGUCAGUUGUGAAUAAGUGUGUUUUUAAUGAGGGGGGCGGAGUCAUCACUGAUUGAUGCCCCAGCACACACCAGUCCACCAUACUGGAAACCAUGUCCCAACACACACCAGUCCACCAUACUGGAAACCAUGUCCCAACAAACACACCAGUCCACUAUACUGGAAACCAUGUCCCAACACAGACCAGUCCACCAUACUGGAAACCAUGUCCCAACACACACACCAGUCCACCAUGCUGGAAACUGUGUCCCAACACACACCAGUCCACCAUACUGGAAACCAUGUCCCAACACACACCAGUCCACCAUACUGGAAACCAUGUCCCAACACACACCAGUCCACCAUACUGGAAACCAUGAUGAAACGGUUCCGAUGACUGGCGAAGUGAUUUAAGAGUUGAUGUUUUGCAAACGUAGAUGCUUUUGUAAGACGUUAAGGGUUUGUUUUGUGUUUGCACGAAGUUUUGUCUUCAGGGGAAUUACAGUCCUGUAUUGUAGGUUUUAAAAGAACAUGGACAAAAGAAAAUAUUUAACCAGAAAUAAGACUUAACUAAUGGUAAAUAUCAGUUUAGUUCAUGUUCUCAGACAGAUAAACAUACUCCAGGUUUUUAAUAACCUACACAAGUGAUUCCAUUGAAUUUAAGUGCCAAUUAUUUUGAAAGGUUUUUUUUUUAUAUAAUACAACCCGUCAAGUCCAUGUUGGCCUUUUUAUUUUCUAAGAAAAGAAAAAAAAAAUCUAGAUUUUUUUUUUUCCAAGGGCUUUGACAAAAAACAAAAUCUGGUACAAUCAAAUGUUUGGUGCUAAAAAUAUUCACAUUCAAGCAAUGAAUGAAGUAACUCAAUAAUUUUCCACCACUUUUGAAAAAAAAAAAUAAAAAUCUGAGGCCAUGAAA
Molecule: messenger RNA, 2540 nt
Organism: Lampris incognitus (smalleye Pacific opah)
Lineage: Eukaryota; Metazoa; Chordata; Actinopteri; Lampriformes; Lampridae
Gene: mak16
Product: MAK16 homolog (S. cerevisiae)
Exons: 11
Coding region: 361-1290 (309 amino acids)
Biological process (GO): maturation of LSU-rRNA; maturation of 5.8S rRNA
Cellular component (GO): nucleolus; preribosome, large subunit precursor
Source: RefSeq, a predicted model, not a curated record